CACCCGGACAGCUAGCAGCGCUUCAACAGACACAGCUUGAUAUGUGGGAUUUGAAAUGUUUAAUUAUGCCUCCAUACACACUUUACAAGCGACGUAGACCUUCUUACACGCUGUAAUCAGGCCUCAUACUGGGUUGUAGUCGUCACCGUGCCUCCUGGUGCCGCUAACCGGACUGGUGUGGCCGCUCGGCUCAACUUAUAACCAGGGAUGGCGGAGGAGCUGGGCAGGGAGGACCUGGUCUCGGAGUACCUGGACCAGAACCCCGGGCUGGCCCAGUGGGUGGACACCUUCAGAGUUUACUGCGAGAGCGGCAAGCAGUGGACCGCCCGGAGGGAGUUCAUCCUGAGGAACAUGGAGGCUUUCCCCACCGUGAAGCCGGGGCUCGCCCACAGCAGCAGCCUGGACCGGCUGCUCUCACUCUCCAUGGUCUGGGCCAACCACGUUUUUCUGGGAUGCAGCUAUCCACAGGCCGUCAUGGACAAGAUCAAGGAGAUGGGCGAGGGGAUAGUCGUCCCUGAUGCUCCUGUUCACAGAACAACGAGAGACGAGGCCAUGGCCAAGGGGAAGCGCAGCGCCACAACUGAGGCCGACGCUGACGGCUGUGUGAAAAGAGCCAAAUGCGGGUCUAAUGAGCUGAAGAAAUCAGGACCUCGUCCUCAGGCUCCAGCAGAGCACCAGCCCUUCUUCAACCGCCUCUACAAGGCCGUGGCGUGGAAGCUGGUGUCGGCGGGGGGCUUCGGUCCCAACCUGGACCAUUUUGAGAUUCUGCGGAGCUGCGUGGAGUCGUGCAAACAGACCCUGACGUGCGUGUUCGUCCCCCUGAAGGACAUCGCGGGCCUCCCCGCGGCCCGCACGCAGAAGGAAGGCCACGUGUGUGAGAUCCGCUGUCAGGCCGUGUACUUGGGCACGGGGUACGGGCGCGACGAGGCCGCCGCCAAGGCCAUGGCUUCCAAGGAAGCUCUGAAAGUCUUUCAGGGGCGAAAAGUGACAGUGAAAAUCGGCAGGAGGAGGUUCAAGGGCAAAGACGUGGAGGAUUUGAUGCUAUUGGAUGAACAGCCUCGGACUCAGGGCUUUCCUCCCGCACUCAGCUACCCUUUUCAGGACGAGCAGCUGGAAGGCGGCUGUUAGUAGAGUCAAUGGUGUUUGGACCCACUGGAGGCAUUCAUAAGUGGGUCGGGACCAGACUGUCAUGUAGCUGCCCAUCACAGCUGAGAACGAGAAUCUGAAAAGCAUUUCAUCUGUCAAUCAGAGAAACCGAGAAAAAGUCCUCUUCAUCACACGUCCCAUUUCAUUUUCACCGACUUUAAGUUUAACAGACUUCAUAUCAACAUCAAAUAACCUUGAAGCAGCGUUGUUUAAACAUCGACAAACCAGUUAAAGGCUGUACUGCAAAGCAGAACGGUUAACAAUUUUAGUGGAAGUUGAAAUGAACACAGAGAACAUACUAAUCCUCACAGAACGGAAGAGGAGUUUUGGCCACUAACUUGUUUUAAAAAAAAGCGUAGACAUACUGUAGUUCUCCUCUUUGUUCAUUGCUGCUUCCUGUGGUUUAAUCCAGACGACUUAGCGUGUGUACUUUGGGAUUUCUUAUUUUCUUCUUCUUCGUUAGAGUCUAACCGAUGACUCUGGGGUGAGUUGAGUCACAUGAAGUCAACAAAUAACUAGUUUUUUUUCCAGUUUUACGGGCAGCCGGAGGCAGAGUUAAUGCAGCAGCAGCAGUUUUACCUAAUGCAAAUUGCUUGUCUUUUAGAUGUGCCAAUUGAGAACAUGAAGAACGCUUUGAGGAAUAUUAUUUAUUUUCCCCCAAUAAUAAAUACAUUGAUAUCAUUUUAUCGCUCGUUGUCAUGAACCCUUAAAUCAGAGGGCUGUUUCUUGUCUCCUUCCCCGACGACCUGCAGCAUUUCAGGUGCCAUUCGGGGCCAGCUUCGUUUACUUUUUAUUUUAUUAACCUAAAUAAGUAAGCAUUUCUAAGUUCAUCAAACGUGGUAAGCGUGGUUUUGUGGAGGUUUCUUCAGAUGAAUCUGAACGGUGAUGUAAAACAAAGACUGCAUACGUUGUGGCUCUUUUUCUUCUUUUUUCUUUUUUUUCCCCGCUAAAUUCUGCUUUUUCUUUCUCAAGUUUCUUUCUCAAGUUACCAACUACAGUAACUAUCUUACUGUACAGAGAAGAAGUGCGCUUUUGCUUCAUUUAAAAAAAAUUGAUUUAAAAAGACAAACACCAAAUGUUCAUGUGGUUUAAUGUUGAUAAAGGUUUCUAAUUUUAAACCUGCGGUGUGGUCAGUUAUGUGUUUGAGGGUCAAGUGCCGCUGUGACGUGUGACUUGUCUUUGUUUUUUUCCAGUCCGGGUUGAUUUUUGGAAGAGGUUGUAAUCUGCGCUGUUUCUUGUUCAUGGAUAUUUCCACCAGUGCUCCUGUUUCUAUAUAUUUUUAAAAUAAAGUUUAACUAAGUAAAGUGUUUGUGGCUUCUACCUGCAGCGCCAGAAUCUUAUACUUGAAGUGGUUUUCUUUUUGAUUGCUAUGUUGCUUUUAGAGAUGUUUUUUUUUUUUCUUAUUUUAGUUGAGUUGCUGAUGUAAAACUCCAGAUGACCGAUAUUGAUUCUGAUAUCAAAGCUGUUGUCAAGUUUAAUAUUACCAAUAAAAGCGCAGAAAAUCUAAA
Messenger RNA from Cololabis saira (Pacific saury), 2654 nucleotides. It is a transcript of the gene cdkn2aip, whose product is annotated as CDKN2A interacting protein. Bases 208 to 1128 code for a protein of 306 amino acids. The record is from RefSeq and is a predicted model, not a curated record. The transcript has 4 exons. NCBI's taxonomy places the organism in Eukaryota, Metazoa, Chordata, Actinopteri, Beloniformes, Belonidae. Gene Ontology annotation, cellular component: nucleoplasm; nucleolus.